AUGUCUUCUACCACAAAGAAGUGCUCUGGCUGUAAGAACAAUUUGCCAAAAAGGGAACAUAUGGUAUGUGUCACGUGUAAUCUCGGGUACGAUUUAUUCUGUGCUAAUAUAACACCUAAAUGCUUCUACCUUAUGGAUCAAGAGCGGAAAAAUAAUUGGAGAUGUCAGGAAUGCUCUAGUAAACAACCCAAAUCCGAUAAUAUAAAUACACCUGUGCGCACAACAUAUCGUCCCAUGGUAUCUGGCGAUGAUACCAAUGUUGAAGAGGAGAGUAAUAUCACUGUACGGACAAAAAAACAGCGCUCUAAAUCCGAUACCAACGAUUCCUACAUUAAAGAAGAUUCGUUACGUUCAAUAAUAAAGCAGGAGAUAACUGACACCAUCAAGCAAUUGGUUUCUGAACACCUAACAAAUAUCGCGUCCCAGGUGACUGGCUUCCACGAAUCUCUAGCAUUCUUUAGUAAACAAUAUGACGAACUUAUGCAAACUGUGAAGGAAAGAAACGAAGUAAUACAGAGUUUAAUUCAGAAAAAUGACAAUCUAUCGUCGCAGGUAAGGAGUUUGACAGAGAGGAUAGAGCAAAUAGAGCAAAACAUGCGUGCUCCUAACGUCGAAAUCAAUGGAAUCCCAGAGCAUAAAUCGGAAAAUCUUCUAAAAACUAUAGAGCAGCUGGGAUUUGCGAUUGAAAACCCCCCUCGGUGA
Parnassius apollo (apollo) is the source of this 702-nucleotide messenger RNA. NCBI's taxonomy places the organism in Eukaryota, Metazoa, Arthropoda, Insecta, Lepidoptera, Papilionidae. The record is from the annotation of a GenBank genome assembly.